Messenger RNA from Carlito syrichta (Philippine tarsier), 1509 nucleotides. RefSeq names its product centromere protein U (gene CENPU). Lineage: Eukaryota; Metazoa; Chordata; Mammalia; Primates; Tarsiidae. Gene Ontology annotation, cellular component: nucleus. Bases 56 to 1333 code for a protein of 425 amino acids. The transcript is spliced from 13 exons. The record is from RefSeq and is a predicted model, not a curated record.
UUUUUUUUUCUUUUUGUUUAAUAGCACAAGAUAUUCAAAGAACAUAUUAGGCAGAAUGCAUUCCAUGAAAGAUAAAGCUGGUCCAAAGCACAAGCCUACUGAUGUCUUUGAUUUUUCUGAUAAUUCUGAUGUCUCAAGCAUUGGCAGGCUGAGUGGAUAUGAGAAAGAUGAAGAACCUUAUGAACCCUUUGGGUCACUUUUUAUACUACAACGGCUCGAACAAUCCGGAGUAAAGUGGAGAGGAGAAGGCGUGAGGGAGGCCUCUGAUCUCUCUCCAGAGUGCCGUUCAUUCACAACUAAUCCUCCUUUACACAGCACAGCUAUAUAUGGUGAUGAAGAGGAAUUCUCCAAACACUGUGGAUUACCUGUCCCUUCUUCUCCAGGGAAAAAAGCAGAAAGGAGUGUGAACACUUCUGAAAACGAAGCAAGUGAAAAUGAAUCUGUAAAAAUUAGUGGCAAAAAGCCAAGAAAACUCAAGCCCAUUGACGAUGAGUCUGAUAGCGCUGAAGAAAGUGAUAUAAGAAGAAAAGUUAAAUCAGCGGAAAAGAUAAGUACACAACAUGAAGCUGUUCCAAGUACAGCAUCUUCAGAACUUUUAGAAAAACCAGCAGAGUCAGUCACUUCUAGGAAGAUAGGACCCCUUGGUGCCCAGACCUCUGUUGAAAAGGAGACCCUGGCAACAGAAAGUCAACAGAAAACUCAGAAAAAACAGAAGAUGUCUUAUAGCAAAGGAAAGAAAUUAAGAAGUGAAACCAUAGACUCAGAUACUUCUGACAUUGUGCAUAUUUGGUGCCUAGAAGGAAGGAAAACCAGUGACAUAAUGGAAUUGAAUAUUAUUUUGCCUGCAUUUGAGAAAACCCUGCAAGAAUAUCAGCAAAGAAUAGAGUCUAAAAUUUAUAAGAAAGCCAUCAACAAAUUUUAUUUUAAUAUUAAAGAAGAAUUCAUCAAAAUGUUUAAAGAAGAUCAGAUGUUGAAAAAUCUGAAAAGGAAGAAUGCUAAGAUGAUUUUGGAUAUCAAAAAGAAGACACAGCGUUUGAUUCAAGUCCAGGAUGAACUGCUUCGGUUAGAGCCACAGCUGAAACAACUGCAGACACAAUGUGAUGAACUUGAGAAGAGAAAGUCUUCCCUUAGGAAUGCAGCAUAUUUCCUAUCUAACUUAAAACAGCUUUAUCAAGACUAUUCUGAUGUUCAAAAGAAAGAACCAAAAGUAAAGGAAACGUAUGAUUCAUCCAGCCUUCCAGCUCUGUUAUUUAAAGCAAGAACCCCUUUGGGAGCUGAAAACCAUCUGCAAAAUAUCAACCGCCAAUUAGAGACGCUCCUUGACCAGGAAUAAGACCAGCGUGCUGAAAUUGAAAUGUGCCUAUAAAAAGAUUAGUCUCGUGCUACUGUGUUACUUUCUGUAACUGUUCUUUUAUAAGUAAAAUUGCUUUUAAAAAGUAUAGCCUAGUUACCAGAAUUUAAUAUUACUUUGUCACUCUAAUUAAAUAAAUUACUGUGAACAAUGUUAAA